Brassica oleracea var. oleracea is the source of this 2071-nucleotide messenger RNA. Its product is annotated as GTPase-activating protein GYP7-like. The transcript has 5 exons. NCBI's taxonomy places the organism in Eukaryota, Viridiplantae, Streptophyta, Magnoliopsida, Brassicales, Brassicaceae. Gene Ontology annotation, molecular function: GTPase activator activity. Gene Ontology annotation, biological process: activation of GTPase activity. Bases 324 to 1883 code for a protein of 519 amino acids. The record is from RefSeq and is a predicted model, not a curated record.
AGUUGUUUUAUGCUUUAGCUUUUGUUCUUCUUCUCUUCUUCAGUUUCGGCGUGGUGAAGAAAACGCUCGAGUGAUAGAUAGAUAGAGAUCGUUUGGGGGAAAACCGUUAAACUCUCAUGCCAGAUUCCCACUGCCGUUUCUCACACGGCGGAAUCCUUCUUUCCGAUAACCACCGGAGGAGUUACGAUUCGCCGUCGCUGAUACUUUGUAUUGAAGAAUGACGUUCUUAGAUCUCCAAUGAAAGACGGAGGAGACUAUUCGAUUUUUGUCUAUUUGAUUCGUGUUUUUGGGAUUUAGAUUUUAAGCUUUUGUCGGAGAAUCAGAUGAAGUCGUUACGGCGAAGCCACACUUCAACGUCGUCUGCAAAUUCGUCUUCCACUUCGUUACCAUCUUCUUCAUCUUCUUCUACGACUUCUACUUCACCUCCUUCGUCUUCUUCGUCGUGGAUCCAUCUCCGAUCGGUUCUCUUUGUGGCUAAUCCUUCAUCUCCAUCUUCUGUAACUUCUUCCGAUCGAAGCAGCCGACGGAAGUCACCGUGGUCUCGCCGGAAAAGAAAACGGCCCUUGACGCCGCAUCAGUGGAGGAGUUUAUUUACUACGGAAGGGAAACUUCGUGAUGGCGGGGUUAGGUUUCUGAAGAGAGUUAGAAGCCGAGGUGUUGAUCCAAGUAUUCGUGGAGAAGUGUGGCUUUUCUUGCUCGGAGUCUAUGAUUUGAAUAGUACUAGUGAGGAACGGGAAGCUGUUAAAUCACAAAGAAGAAAUGAGUAUGAGAAACUACAAAGACGGUGCACGAUGCUUCUCAAGCGCGGCGAUGGAAGUACCGAUGAUCUUGAGGAAGAAGCAGACGAGCAAUACGUUAGAUUCAUGGAUGAUUGCAAGACUACCAAACAAAUAAUAAACCAAGACGUGGUCUCUGCUGUGAACACUGAUUCUUCUGAUACUGACUCUUGCGAAGACGACGAUGAAGAUGUUCAGCUGCUUCCUUCUGAUGUAUACAGUAAUAACUCUGAAGAGAAUAAUACUUCUCUUUUUGGUGAGAUUCAAGUAGAAGUAACUGUACACGAAGACUUCUCUACAUGGCAACGUAUCAUCCGUCUCGAUGCUUUACGUGCUGAUUCAGACUGGGCCACUUACUCCUCAUCCUCGACCACAAUCACAGAAACCAAAGCUCGCGGUCUAGCCGAGUCCGUCGCCUUAAAAGACUACGACCACUUAGAAACCUGCCGUCUCCACCACGCCGCGCGCCUCGUAUCCAUUCUCGAAGCCUACGCUCUCUACGACCCCGAGAUAGGCUACUGCCAAGGAAUGAGCGACCUCUUAUCCCCCAUCCUCGCCGUCAUCUCCGAAGACCACGAGGCCUUCUGGUCCUUCGUCGGUUUCAUGAAGAAAGCUCGCCACAACUUCAGGCUAGACGAGGCAGGGAUCCAGAGACAGCUCCGCAUCGUGUCCAAGAUCAUCAAAUCCAAAGACUCUCAGCUCUACAAACACUUGGAGAAUCUCCAGGCGGAGGAUUGUAGCUUCGUCUACAGGAUGGUGCUUGUGAUGUUUAGGAGGGAGUUGAGCUUUGAGCAGACGCUUUGUCUGUGGGAAGUCAUGUGGGCUGAUCAGGCUGCUAUUAGAGCUGGCGUUGGGAAGUCCACGUGGAGUAGGAUCAGGCAGCAAGCGCCGCCGACGGAUGAUCUGUUGCUGUAUGCGAUCGCGGCGCUGGUGCUGCGGAGGAAGCUGAUCAUACAGAGGUACAGUAGUAUGGAUGAGAUUGUGGAAGAGUGUAAUAGCAUGGCGGGUCAGCUUGAUGUCUGGAAGCUUCUUGAUGAUGCUCAUCAUCUUGUGGUGACGCUUCAUGAUAAGAUUGAAACUCUUUCUUCUCGGUCUCUCAGUGUUUGAUGAAAGUGUAAAGCCAGAAAUGAAGUGUUCUUUACUUACUACACAAAAUCCCUAUUGCACUCGUCUGGCUGUGUUUUGUCAAAAGGUUUGGUUCUUACCGUUUUACUUCUCCCUCAGGUUUUUCUUUCCUUUUUUUGUUUUGCUCAUAUCACACAAACAACAACACUAUACUAUCUAUAUAUGUCAUG